AUGAGUGGCCUAGGAAAAGGAGACAAGAUUGUGGACUUCAAAAUUCCUGAAAAAGGGUCACAGAAAGACUCAGAACCAAGUGAUCUUCAAGCUCAGGAGAAGGCUGAGGAAGGGGCCGAUGGAUGCUCAGAUCGUGGGAGUCCGAACAAGGAAAAGAAAGAGCCUGUGAACCUGGACCGUGGAGGCUACAGCAAAGCCAAACAUGCUUCAGAGAACGAGGCUGAUCCACCUUCAUGUACCUCUCCUUCAAUCCCACUGUCCUCUGCUUUCAUAUUCUUUUUUAUGAAAGAGAGAAAUGGAUGAUUCAGAACCUGCCCCCACCUUUCCGCAGGAGCCACUUCUGUCCUGCACAGUCUUCAACAGACAUUGUCAUCUCUCAAGUGUCCACCCUGGAGGGUAAGGACCCUAUAUGGGAAUUUCAGUGGAGUGAAGUUCAGGAGGCAUGGAGCUGACAACGACGGUGCUACUGCAGCAGCAGCAGCAGCAAGAGUGAUUCUGACCUAG
Molecule: messenger RNA, 504 nt
Organism: Propithecus coquereli (Coquerel's sifaka)
Lineage: Eukaryota; Metazoa; Chordata; Mammalia; Primates; Indriidae
Gene: MIR205HG
Product: MIR205 host gene
Exons: 5
Source: RefSeq, a predicted model, not a curated record